AUGAACUUGCCAAGAGCCGAGCGUCCUCGCUCCACGCGGCAGCGCAGCCUCUGGGGCUGCGACGGCGAAGACGGUAAGAUCGAUGUUCUGGGAGAGGAGGCAGAUGAAGGGGAGGAGGAGGAAGACGAGCAGGCAGAGGCGAGCCAGCAGUUCCUAGAGCCGCCGCACCAGCCCGGGCCGCAGGGGGCGCGGCGGGGCGCGGGCGCGCUUCCCGGACUGCGCGCCGGGGGCGGCGGCGACCCGAGCGACCGCUCUGAGUUUGGCACCAAUUUCAAGGCGCCGACGAUGUCUGCGGCGUCGUCCGGGGACGCCCCUCCGCUGGCGAAGCCCCCGUACUCGUACAUCGCGCUCAUCACCAUGGCCAUCCUGCAGAGCCCGCACAAGCGCCUCACGCUCAGCGGCAUCUGCGCCUUCAUCAGCGGCCGCUUCCCCUACUACCGCCGCAGGUUCCCCGCCUGGCAGAACAGCAUCCGCCACAACCUCUCGCUCAACGACUGCUUCGUCAAGAUCCCCCGCGAGCCGGGCCACCCGGGCAAGGGCAACUACUGGAGCCUGGACCCCGCCUCCCAGGACAUGUUCGACAACGGCAGCUUUCUCCGGCGCAGGAAGCGUUUCAAGCGGCACCACCCGCCCCCGGGAGCCCACCUGCGCCACCCCUUCCCUCUGCCCGCGGCACCCGCCGUCCUGCACGGCCCCCCGCCGGGCCUCUUGCUCGGCCCGCCGGCCCCGCGGCUCCCGGGGGCUUACCCUACUGCCGCGCCGGGUGGCCGCGCGCCCGCGCUGCCGCACCCGCAUCCCCUCCGCUACCUGCUGCUCUCGGCGCCGGCCUACGCCGAGGUGCGGAGGAAAUCGGAGGGGGCAGACCUGGCGACGCCCGGCGCCCUCCGGGUGCAGCAGCCCUCGCUGGGCUCCCAGCCUUGGGAGGAGGGCAAGGGUCUGGCUGCACGACCCGGAGGAGGACGCACCUCCUUCAGCAUCGAGAGUAUCAUGCAAGGGGUCAGGGGAGAGGGGACCGGGGCCGCGCAGAGUCUGCCCCCGGCCCCGUGGGGCUACUGCCACCUGCUGCAGCGUCCGUCAUGCCUGUGGCAUCCCCAGGCCACUGCCCCCUUGCUGCACGUGUCCGCCGCCGCUCGAGCGCUCCUGCAGCAGCAGCAGGACUGUGGCCGCAGCGGCGCUCCCAGCAAGGGAGGGCUACAGGGCCGGCACCUGUCCGCCGCGGCGCUGCUCAAGUACCAGACCGGGGCAGAGGGCUCUAGGCUGACAUCUCUGGCCGCCCCUUUGGGCGCAGAGGGGACCUCGCCAGCCUUUUGA
Molecule: messenger RNA, 1311 nt
Organism: Microcebus murinus (gray mouse lemur)
Lineage: Eukaryota; Metazoa; Chordata; Mammalia; Primates; Cheirogaleidae
Product: forkhead box protein D4-like 1
Biological process (GO): cell differentiation; regulation of transcription by RNA polymerase II; anatomical structure morphogenesis
Molecular function (GO): RNA polymerase II cis-regulatory region sequence-specific DNA binding; DNA-binding transcription factor activity, RNA polymerase II-specific
Source: RefSeq, a predicted model, not a curated record